AUGUUGGCGACAGGAUACAGAGCUCUGCGGCUCGCCUCUAGCUCGUCCGGAGCUGAAAUUACUGGGACUCGGGGUUCCCUGGGUAUAACGCCAUAUUCUCGUCGAUUGCCAGCUCUAGCUUCUUACUCUACCACUUCCGAGGCCCCAAAGCCGUCCGACUCCGACAAUUCCAGCGCCCAAGAGCGUAACUCAACACAAUCAACCCCUUCAGAGACCUCGAAACCCGCCGGGGACCCCAAUGCGCCAAAUGUUAAACCAGAUAUAGGCAGUCCAAAGGGCAAUGGCUCAGCGGCGGCCCCUGGCAAAAUCAACCCUUCAACCAACACGGUAUCUGGGGAAGAACAAAAACCAAAUGCUGUUCCCGGGAGAGCCCACAUCCGCCGUUUUAACUCCAAUUACACUGGGCCACAUAUGCCUCACAUGUCUAGACGAUUAGCACGCACUCAACCUCUUACCAGCGGCAUCAUCAGAAGAGUUGUACAGGGAGCCAUGGAAGAGCCCAAGGCUGCUAAAAACCAACCAAGGAUGAAGAAAGGAAAGGCCAAAAUCCCUAUCAAAGUUGACGACGAAACAUUCUAUUUUGAACCUUCCUUCCUCCGGGAGAGCUGUGACUGCGCUAGGUGCAUUCACCCAUCCACAAGGCAACGCACUUUUGAGGCAGCCCAGAUACCCAUUGGAAUCGGCGCCAAGGACGUGGAGGUUGAUUCCUCGUCAGUUAAAAUUAAGUGGCAGGAUGAUAUCCCUGGAUUCGAAGAUCAUAUUUCCACAUUCAAGAAUAGCUAUUUAGCCGACCUGGCAAAAGCCGACGUUCCCGACUCAGAUCUAAGCCCCCCUUCUCUGUGGGAUAAAAAAGCAUUCGAAAAAUCAAAUCGUUGGGUAACCUUCGAGGAUUACAUGCAGGACGGCGCGACGUUCAGUGAUGCCAUGAUGCAACUCAAAAAUUUCGGGUUGCUAUUCCUGAGGAAUGUACCCGAGGAUACUGAAAGUGUUGCAAAAAUUGCUACUAGGCUUGGACCCAUCAAAAAUACGUUCUAUGGCCCGACAUGGGACGUUAAAAAUAUACCCGACCCGAAAAACGUGGCUUACACAAAUGACGCUCUUGGUUUUCACAUGGAUCUCCUUUACCUCAACGAACCCCCUGGGUACCAGUUCUUGCAUUGCAUGAAGAAUGAGCUACCAGGCGGGGAAUCCCUUUUUGCGGACAGCUUCCAUGCCGCAAAUAUACUUCGACAAACCCACAACAACCAUUUUACAUUACUCAACGAGCGUCGCGUUGGCUUUGGAUACAAAAAUGACAACCAAGACUAUAUAAGCCGGCGGAGGACGAUAGAAAUAUCGGGAGCUUACGGGAAGAAGAGCGUCGUUCGCGUCAAUUAUUCUCCGCCAUUCCAAGUUGCUACUACGAAUAACCACAGGGCAGGAUUGAAAGUAGAUCAAUCUCACAACCAUAUAGUGCAAUCUUUAAAAGUUUUCAAGUCUAUCCUUGAACGCAAGAGCAACGUUGUCAAACUGAAGUUGAACGCAGGCGAAUGCGUCAUAUUCCAAAACCAACGAGUUGUACACGGCCGAGAAGCCUUUGCCUCUGCAGAGGGCUCGGAGGGCCGUGACCGUUGGCUACGUGGUACCUACGUUGACGAUGACGCGGUACGCUCUAAGUUUAAAUCUCUUGGUUUAUAG
Messenger RNA from Arthroderma uncinatum, 1677 nucleotides. RefSeq lists its product as uncharacterized. Gene Ontology annotation, biological process: carnitine biosynthetic process. Gene Ontology annotation, cellular component: mitochondrion. NCBI's taxonomy places the organism in Eukaryota, Fungi, Ascomycota, Eurotiomycetes, Onygenales, Arthrodermataceae. Gene Ontology annotation, molecular function: oxidoreductase activity. The transcript has a single exon. The record is from RefSeq and is a predicted model, not a curated record. The coding region runs from base 1 to 1677 and encodes 558 amino acids.